Oldenlandia corymbosa var. corymbosa is the source of this 1501-nucleotide messenger RNA. The record is from the annotation of a GenBank genome assembly. Lineage: Eukaryota; Viridiplantae; Streptophyta; Magnoliopsida; Gentianales; Rubiaceae.
GUAAGGAAAAAAAGAAACUGUGAAAAUAAUUUUUCCUAUCAACAGUUGUUAGAUGAUCUGAAAGGAAUUUUAUGAAGUUUAGUAGUUUAUCAAUAUGGUUAUGAUUUUUAAGCAGAAAAAAAUUCUCCUGCUACGUCAUUUUUUUUAGGGUAAAUGUCUAAAUGGUAAAAGUUGACAUAGAAAAAGUUGUAAUAGUAGAAAAUAGAGGCCCUCAGUGGUUUUGUUAAGCCAUUCUGCGCCCGUUUCAUAGACAUUUACCAAAUCGGAUUCAAUUUUGAUCCACCCGCUCGAACCCGCUGAACAAACAUCCAUCGCAUUCCCGGCGGUAAUUUGCUCCGAGUAUCUUGUUUUCAAUUCCAAGUCUUGAUCCAGAAUCCAGAAUCUUAUAGCUUAUUAAGCAUUAGCCUCCCCAGUUUUGAAAAGGAGGAAUGGAUCCGGAUUCUGUGAAAUCUACUCUCCAAAAUUUGGCAUUUGGAAAUGUAAUGGCAGCGGCAGCUCGUGAUUACCAGAAGGAAUUGGUGGCUCAAGAAAAGGCCCAGUCAUCAGCAACUGCGAAUGAGGAAGUUGAUCUUGAUGAGUUAAUGGACGAUCCAGAGCUGGAAAGAUUACAUGCAGAUAGGAUCGCUGCUCUAAAGAAAGAAGCUGAGAAGCGGCAAGAGUUGAAGCGGCAUGGGCAUGGAGAGUAUAGGGAGAUAACAGAAGGGGAUUUUCUGGGUGAAGUUACUGGCACGGAUAAAGCUAUUUGUCAUUUUUACCAUCGAGAGUUCUAUCGUUGCAAGAUCAUGGAUAAACAUUUGAAAUCUCUCGCUCCAAAGCAUGUGGAAACAAAGUUCAUUAAAUUGGAUGCAGAGAAUGCUCCUUUCUUUGUUGCUAAAUUAGCUAUCAAAACUUUGCCUUGUGUGAUAUUCUUCAGAAAUGGAAUUGCGGUAGACAGGCUGGUAGGGUUUCAAGACUUGGGUGCAAAAGAUGACUUUUCAACUAGGACACUUGAAGCUCUACUAUUAAAGAAAGGAAUUAUAAAGGAGAACAAAGCUGAAGAUGAGGACGAUGAUGAGUAUCCCGAAAGUAGACGUCGGAGUGUGAGAUCAUCUGCGAAUGUAGAUUCAGAUUCAGAGUGAUGGUGAAUGGGAAGACCUGCGUCUUCAUAGCACCUAGCACUGUUAUGUUUAGGAGGAGGAAGCCACCUUUAGUGCUAAACUGAUCCCGGAAAACCUCUGUUGUUGUGUUAGGAUAAGAGGUAAUCAUAUUAACAAUUUUAUGAUGCAUGAACGAUGCUUUGUUUACAUCUGCAUUCCUAACUGGAGCUGGAAUUUGUAUUUUUGAAAAAGUGGGCUGGAAUUUGUAGAAUGGAGAACGAUUUUGUGGUGAUAUAUAUUUUUUUUAAUUCACUUUUAGUAAAAGUAAAGGCAAAUAUAAGGUCCAAAUGGGUUGUGGAGCAUAGCUUUUGGGCCUAAUCCGCAAGGAGUGGAGCUUAAUUUUCCUUCAAUGUUGGUUUUGAAAG